Messenger RNA from Morone saxatilis (striped sea-bass), 730 nucleotides. Its product is annotated as interferon gamma-like. Gene Ontology annotation, cellular component: extracellular region. Bases 68 to 664 code for a protein of 198 amino acids. The transcript has 4 exons. Gene Ontology annotation, biological process: immune response. NCBI's taxonomy places the organism in Eukaryota, Metazoa, Chordata, Actinopteri, Moronidae. Gene Ontology annotation, molecular function: type II interferon receptor binding. The record is from RefSeq and is a predicted model, not a curated record.
GGUCACACCGGAGCACCAGGGAAUCGAACCGACUACAGCUUAAACUACUACAAGUGGUGAUAUAACAAUGGUUGCCAUGGCGAGGGCAGUGGUCUGUCUGUUUCUCUGGCUGUCUGUGUGUCAGGUCAGGAGCUCUCACAUCAAUGUGGAGAUGAACAAGACCAUCCAGAACCUCCUGCAGCACUAUAAGAUUAGAAACGUCGAUAGAUUUGAUGGGAAACCCGUCUUCUCCAGGAAAGCACUGGCUGGCAAAAUGGAGGUGAAGAGGCUGUUUAUGGGCGGCGUUUUGGAGACGUACGAAAAGCUGAUCGGCGAGAUGUUGAAGCAGCUGCCCACGCCGAGUCCCCAGACCACCGGCAGCAACGACGGUCCCGCCUCCUCUGUCACCGCCGCCGCUGAUGCGGGUGGAGAUAUCAGGACGGGGCUGGAAUAUAUCCUGACCAAGAUCCGGGCGCUACAACACCGCUACCGUGAGCAGGAGAUGCUUCUGAAGGAACUGCAGGCUCUCCGACACAUCCAGAUGGAUAAACGCGUCGUCCAGAGCAAAGCCCUGUGGGAGCUGCCAUGGCUGUACGAGGAGGCGAGCUCGCUGUCUGAUGAGAUGCAGAGGAGGCGGCGGCGGCGGCGACAGACGCGGCGGCUCAAGUCUCAACUGAGUGGCUAAAACACAAACAGGCACAACGACAGCAACAAAACUAAAAUGCAAAAAAUGUGUGCAAAUUUAAGUAAA